UAUAUACACACACCUCUUUAUAUAUACAGCAAUGACGGUUUACUUUCAUAUGAAAACUACACCCAACUUGUUUGUUGUACUUUUAGCCAUCUCAAGCAUUAGGGUUCUCGGAUGCACGCGAGUUGGGUUCUACGAAAAAACAUGCCCACGGGCAGAAAUAAUCGUGCAGGAUGUGGUCAAGUCUGCUGUCAAAGCAAACUACACAUAUGCACCUGGUUUACUAAGAAUGUUCUUUCACGAUUGCUUUGUUAGAGGAUGUGAUGCAUCUAUCUUACUUAACGGUCCUUCUACUGAGCAAACCGCAACACCAAAUUCCCACUUGAGAGGCUUUGAAGUUAUUAAUAGAGCAAAAACCAUGCUCGAAAAUGAAUGUCCUGGGGUGGUUUCUUGUGCUGACAUUCUUGCCCUUGCAGCUCGUGAUGCUGUGAUUCAAACUGGGGGAACUUUUUGGGAAGUUCCGACAGGUCGCAGAGACGGGCUAGUUUCACUGAAAUCAGAAGCUGAAGAUUUGCCUAGUUCUAGGACCCCCGCCGAAGACCAGAUCAAGAUAUUUGCCAAAAAAGGUCUUAACACUGAAGAUCUUGUUACCCUUGCUGGAGGCCACACGAUUGGGACGGCAGCUUGUGCAAGAUUCACUGACAGGCUAUACAACUACAAAAAUAACCAUGGACCCGAUCCGGAUAUUGACCAAGUAUUGCUAUUACAUCUUCAAACCCUGUGCCCACACAAUGGUGAUCAUGGAACACGCGUGGCUUUAGAUACAGGCAGCGUAAACAGUUUCGAUAAUUCAUACUAUGAAAACGUGAGGGCUGGACGAGGAGUACUUGAAUCCGAUUCAGAGCUAUGGACGGAUCCAAGAACACAAAGGUUUGUUCAACAAUUUUUAGGAGAUAAGAAAAACCAUGAAUUGAAAUUUACCAAGAAGUUUGGGAGAGCAAUGGUGAAGUUGGGUAAUGUUGAAGUGAAGACUGGGAAUGAAGGAGAAAUUCGUAGGGUAUGUAACAAGAUUAAUUAAAUUGAUCAAGUAUAUAUAU
Erigeron canadensis is the source of this 1034-nucleotide messenger RNA. Its product is annotated as peroxidase N1-like. Gene Ontology annotation, molecular function: heme binding; peroxidase activity. Gene Ontology annotation, biological process: response to oxidative stress; hydrogen peroxide catabolic process. Gene Ontology annotation, cellular component: plasmodesma; plant-type cell wall. The transcript is spliced from 3 exons. Bases 32 to 1015 code for a protein of 327 amino acids. NCBI's taxonomy places the organism in Eukaryota, Viridiplantae, Streptophyta, Magnoliopsida, Asterales, Asteraceae. The record is from RefSeq and is a predicted model, not a curated record.